AUGUCUGGAGAAGACUUUCAAAUAAAACCGGAGAAUAUUGCUCCAACAAAGGAUACGUCCCAAUGGCCUCUUUUGUUGAAAAAUUAUGACAAAUUACUUGUAAGAUCAGGUCAUUAUACGCCUAUCCCUGCGGGCGCAUCACCAAAUAGCAGAGAUCUUAAAUCGUAUGUUUCUUCUGGUGUCAUCAAUUUGGAUAAACCAUCCAACCCUUCUUCUCACGAAGUUGUUGCUUGGAUAAAGAGGAUUUUGAGGGUUGAAAAAACCGGGCAUUCAGGUACAUUGGAUCCAAAAGUUACUGGAUGUUUGAUUGUAUGUAUUGAUCGUGCAACAAGACUUGUUAAAUCCCAGCAAGGUGCUGGUAAGGAGUAUGUUUGUAUUGUCAGAUUACACGAUAAGCUAGAAGAUCCAAAGGAGUUGAAUAGGACUUUGGAAAACUUGACUGGUGCUUUGUUUCAGAGACCCCCAUUAAUUUCAGCUGUCAAGAGACAAUUGAGAGUUAGAACUGUUUACGAUUCCAAGUUGAUCGAGUUUGAUAACAAGAGGGGACUCGGUGUCUUUUGGGCAUCUUGUGAAGCAGGUACAUAUAUGAGAACGUUGUGUGUUCAUUUGGGUAUGUUAUUGGGUGUUGGUGGUCACAUGCAAGAGUUGCGUCGUGUUCGUUCGGGAGCCAUGAGUGAGAGCGAUAACUUGGUUACAUUGCAUGACGUUUUAGAUGCACAAUACGUAUACGAUAACACAAGAGAUGAAUCGUACUUGAGAAAAAUUAUACAACCUUUGGAAACUUUACUAGUUGGUUACAAGAGACUUGUGGUUAAAGAUUCUGCUGUAAAUUCCGUUUGUUAUGGUGCGAAAUUGAUGUUACCUGGUUUAUUAAGGUACGAAGAUGGUAUAGAAUUGUACGAUGAAGUCGUGUUAAUUACAACUAAAGGUGAAGCCAUCGCUAUUGGUAUUGCUCAAAUGACAACUGUUGACUUACAAGGAUGUGACCAUGGUGUUGUUGCCAAGGUCAAAAGGUGUAUAAUGGAAAGAGACACAUACCCCAGAAGAUGGGGUUUAGGACCAAUUGCUCAAAAGAAGAAACAGUUGAAAGCAGAUGGAAAAUUAGACAAAUUUGGUAGAGUUAAUGAAGAAACUCCAGAAUCAUGGAAAAAGGAGUAUAAAGACCUAGAUGAUGCACCUGCUCCAGCUGUCCCAGAAUCAAAAUUAGUUGCCCCUAGUCCACAAUUACCUAAGAAAGCAUUAAUUGAAGAAGUUGAUAUAAGUACAACAACCAAUGUAGAUAAAAAGGAGAAGAAGGAGAAGAAAGAAAAGAAAGAAAAGAAAGAAAAGAAAGAAAAGAAGGAUAAAAAGGAUAAAAAGGAUAAAAAGGACAAAAAGAGAAAAGUCGAGGGCGAUGAUGAUGAUGAUAUUAAGAGCGAAAAGAAAAAGUCAAAGAAGGAGUAA
Messenger RNA from Lodderomyces oxycetoniae, 1443 nucleotides. Its product is annotated as pseudouridine synthase. The record is from RefSeq and is a predicted model, not a curated record. The coding region runs from base 1 to 1443 and encodes 480 amino acids. The transcript has a single exon. Gene Ontology annotation, molecular function: pseudouridine synthase activity; RNA binding. Gene Ontology annotation, biological process: box H/ACA sno(s)RNA 3'-end processing; mRNA pseudouridine synthesis; rRNA pseudouridine synthesis. Gene Ontology annotation, cellular component: box H/ACA snoRNP complex. Lineage: Eukaryota; Fungi; Ascomycota; Pichiomycetes; Serinales; Debaryomycetaceae.